Ctenocephalides felis (cat flea) is the source of this 13170-nucleotide messenger RNA. RefSeq lists its product as uncharacterized. Bases 7 to 13170 code for a protein of 4387 amino acids. The transcript is spliced from 26 exons. The record is from RefSeq and is a predicted model, not a curated record. NCBI's taxonomy places the organism in Eukaryota, Metazoa, Arthropoda, Insecta, Siphonaptera, Pulicidae.
UGCGCGAUGGACAGUAGCAGACGCUUGCAGCAGUUGCAGCAGGCCAAUUCUCACCUUGCCCCUCUGUCUGCUCCCCAACUCGCUCCAACCAAUGCAAUCGAUUAUCGACCGAGGUCACCGCUGUUCCCACAAAUAUCGUCACAGGCGUACAACAAUAGCGAUGGGUGCAAAACGCCGCUGCUACAGCAGUAUCCGCAGGAUGUAUAUGAACGUCGAUACGAAGAAUACGAGCGUUCAAUGGCCGCUGCUCCACUACUUCUAAAGCAGCAGCCGCAUCAUCAUCACCAUGAAAAUGAUCAACAACAGCAACAACUGCAGCAGCAUCCAUACCAAGCUGCACCAAUGAUGAGAGCGCCGUCGCAACAAUUUCAUCAACAUCAGAUGUAUCAACAGUUUCCAAAUCACCAACAUAACCACAACCACAAUCUUUCUCAACAUAAUGCUCUUCCCCCUCAGCCCCCUUUAUCUCCGCCACCUACAACGCAGUCUCUCUUACCUAACUCAACGUCAAAUUCCUCAAUCUCAUCUCGAUCCCAUCAACAACCGCUGUUACUUCAAGAGCAAUACCGCCAACUUCAGAGGGCCAGAACUCAGCAAAGAAUAGAAUGUCAAGCACGUGCUGCACUGAAUCAGCAGCGCACAUUUGCAGCGAGACAGGCGGCUUUAGCAGCCGCUUCUGGUAACCCAGCGAUUGCCUGCGCCAGCCCAGUUCCCAGUGUUGUUGUAAGCGUAACUCCGGUUAGUAAUAGCGGGACUGGUGUUGGCAACAGAGUGCAAGGCGAAGAUGGAUUCGAUGUUUCUACGCCUGGCGCUAGAAAACCAUCAGGAAUAGAUUCUCAUCAUUCUGACAAUCAAAAUUACAUGCCUCCCCAAAAUCAUAGAAGACCAGAUGGCGCACAACAAGAAAAUCCAAUGUUUUCUGCUCAGUCUAACAGGAGAGUGCCAGGGGUGGACAAUUCUCAACAAAAUAUGUACCCAAAUAAUAGAAGACCAGGUUUGGAAAAUGCCCAACAAGAUAAUCAACAAUAUCCUAGAAGUGCACAAAUUGAUUUUAAUCAAAGAAGGCAAAUGGAAAAUAUGCAGCAGGAUAAUAAUGCACUAAAUUAUAUGAGGAGGACAGGCGCAGAAGACAAUCAAAUUUUUAUGCCAAAUAGAAGGCAAGAUAAUCAGGAAAAUCAUGGGCAAGUUAUUAGGCGAACUACCGAUGAUGCUAACGCUCCGGUUGUGCCGCCUGGUAUCAGAAAGGUUGACGGAUCAGAGAAUCAGAAAGUGACUGGUAGCAACAAUUGUAGAGACAACGUUCGCAGUCCUGUUACUGUAAUGCAACCCCCUCCUAUAUCGGCGAGCAAUUCCAGGCGAGAAGUUUUACCUCCUAAUGCAUCAUCAGUGGCAACUCGAGAACGAAUGCAAAGCCCUGUGCCAACAAUAAACCUUUCGCAACAACAAGCACCUCAAGUACCCCCAAAACCAUCUGCUCAAACUGCAAGACAAGCACAACAUAAUUUGUAUGUGCAACCUCAUCCUAACAAUGGUGAUCAAUCGAUUAUUAGUCCAAUUGGCAGCCCUGGAGCACCAACCUAUGCUAGCAGCCCCGCUAAUCAGACACAGAAUAGUCCACAGAAAUAUAGCCAGGGAAAUCUUUACAGUCAAGGUCCGACUGUUAACAAUCAACAACAGCAAUAUUAUAAUCAGCAAGGAAAUGUAAAUUUACAACACAGCCAAGUCAAUCAAAGUAAUCAACCUGUUAACUCAAAUCCAUUUUAUCAAUCUAACCAGUCUUCAGGCCAAUCAAAUGAACAAAUAAGUUCUCAGCCUUCAACUCCUUAUCACCAACCACUUACUCAACCACAAAGAUCGAAAAGCAUUGCUAGCAGUAUAACAAGUAGUAUUUCUUCAAAUAGCAUUAUGGUUAGAGGUCCAAUAGCCAGGAGACCUAUGGAUAGUGUAGUGACAAUUUCUGGGUGGCUACACAAGCAAGGUUGCGAUGGCUUAAAAGUAUGGAGGAAGCGGUGGUUUGUUUUGACCGAUUACUGUUUAUUUUAUUACAAGGGACAAGAAGAAGAGAAACUUCUAGGCUCUAUAUUAUUGCCAUCUUACACUGUUUCAAUAUGUACACCUGAUGAAAAGCACCAUCGCAGAAACUCUUUCAAAUGCGAGCAUGCCAAUAUGAGAACUUAUGUUCUGGCUGCUGAUACACCUGAAGCUAUGGCGUUAUGGGUUCGAGCUUUAAGAGAUGCAUGCACAAUGCAAUGUGAUGAAAGCUCGCACCAAUCGCAACCAUCAGUAUCUAACAGUGAUACUUCAACUUCACUUCAGCAGCAGGCAAUUAGUGCACCUGUACCACAGGUAUUGAAUCAACAGCAACAACAGCAUAUGAUAAGUCAACAGCAACAACAACAAAUAUUGAAUCAACAGCAGCAAAUGUUGAAUCAACAGCAACCUCUUUAUGCAAAUGCACCCCAUAGGGUGAGAUCUCCUAAUGAACCCCAAUGCUAUUCACCUGUGCAUGGCGGUCAAGAAAGGUAUGAUGAAUCAGCCUAUGGCGCUAGACCCCAAUCAAGGAGAAUGCAUCAGGAGAUGGCUCGUUCUCCAAUACCUUCUGAUGCAAUUUAUGAGACACAGCAGCAAUUACAGGGACGGUUAUUGCAACAACAACAAAAUAUGGCACCUAAUGUUUCCAAUUUACAUCCAGGAUUUAGUCACUCAUACACAAUGGAUCAUAAUGCACAGAAACAACACCAAGCCUUCUUAUCAUCUCAGAGGCAAAAUGCAUAUAGCAAAACCAUGCCUGCUCCAGGGCAUGGUCCUGUUAGAGAGCUCAGGUCACCUUAUGAUAUGGAGUCAUCCUAUAUGCCUGAAAAUACUGAGAAUAUAAUUAGAGCUCCAAGAAGAUUCCAGAAUCCCAAUGAAGAAUAUGAACAAUAUACUCAACAGAAUGUAACAAACGCAGCUCAAACUUCUCAGUUGAGAACUGUGCAAAAAUCUAAUGAAAGGAGAACACCUGAUACUUACGGUAGAUCUAGGCAUGCCAGACAGCAAUAUGCAGCAUCAAUAAAUGCUGCCAAUGCCAUGGCUGUAACAGGAUGUCAAAUAGAUGCUGAAACUAGUGCAAUGCAGCAGUCCGCACCCAGCAAUGCUGGUGACUAUGAAGAUUUAUAUAAUGGGUACAAAAGACCUAUGAGUCCGGCACCAAAUUCACCUACUUCUUCAACUGGUCUUGGUAAUUUGAAUCCCCAAAGCAGGGCCGAACUUGAAAGGAGAGGCAUUAUUUUACCUCAUGGGUAUAAUGAUGAACAGUCAGCAGCUCCUGUUCAAUUGCGUCAUAAACAAAACAAACGCCAAUUAAAUGCUCAAUCCCAAAAUCCUUACCAAACAAGACGGAAUGUAAUCCCAAGGCCUCACAGCGCCGAUUUCCUUGAGUAUGAAACGAAAGCGUCUUCUAAUCAAAAUUCAACUAUGUCUGCUACUUCAGCUCAUAACAUCAACCAGAACUCCAUUCCAGUAAAUAAUAAUGCUAUCUCUGGAGGCGAUUACGGUAGUAGUAACCGCAGUGCCAGAGAUCGUUUAAUGAGGCAAAGGCCGAAGAGCAGUCUUGACAUGCCCAUUGGAGACCAGAUGUACUACUCAGAAAAAAGUUAUGCAGAGAUGAUGCGACAGAGUGCGCUUUAUGUGGAUGCUGUAAAGAGUGGUGGUAUUGAUGGAGCAAAUAGGCAGAGAAUUUUAGGGGGAGGGAGGAUGUAUGAAGAUAAUAAUGCGGGUAAUGAAAUACCUAAUAAGUCACAUUCAAUACAUCUUAGCAAUGAUGUGCAGAACUAUGAUGAAGAAAUUCGUGAAAUGUCUCAUUAUUCACAAAAUCGAGAUUUUGUCAACAGUUACAGUGUGCCUAGACAAGGCAGGGAUCAGCAUAUAGAUGGGUCCAACCAAUUUGCCAGGUCAGCGAGUGCUAGGUUAUUCCGUAACAACAAAGAUCAGGAUGAACCUUUAGAGCAAGGUGCCAAAAAGGUGCAACAGCGUGAAGAAUCUAUGAAACGUCUAUUGGAGUGGAAGCAGCGCAUGCUGCAAGCACCUCUCAGCCGCAGCACUACAGGAGUGAUUGAUGCAGGUUCUGCCACUGCUAUAAACCCUUCAAGUAACGUCAAUAGAACAAUGUCACCAGCUCCAAUGAUCUCAGAUAGUAAUGGGGGAUUGAAUUCUACGAAACAAAGGCAAAGCAGUUAUAACAGUUAUUCGUCGGAUGAUGAAGAUGGAUGGCAGGCAGGAAGCACGAGUAGUCCCCUCACUACCACCACCACUAGCACAAAUCACCACCAAUCUACUUCAACAAAUAAUAAACCGCCGAAGCCACCGGGCGAUAAUAGAUCGCGCGCCGCCAAUAAACCGCCAGCCGAGACGCACCUAAAAACUCCAUUGAAAAAGUUCGGAAGCGUUUCCGAACAUCCGCCGCCGCCGUCGCCGUCUUGUACGGUUUGCGUCGAUUCAAACGCCGCCGGACCGUUGUGUACCGCUUGCUGCGGCACCGGCAAAGCGUUAACGAACGAUACCAAAUCAGAUAAUAAUAACGAAACUGUUGCAUCGCGUUGUAGAUUAUUCGAUGAAUCUGUAGUUUCGGCCAAAAGGCGUAGUAGCGAUAACUUACCGCCAAGAACUUCCCGUGACGGCGUUUCCGGCGAUAAGCCGCCGUCUCGAACUAAUUCUUAUGCAUCAGAUAAGAGUAGCAUUUCAGUAACUGAUGGCAAAUCACACGUAUACCCUGAUGAUGUCUUUAAUACUAAUAAAGAAUUACAAUUCGCCACCGGGCAAACGCCGCGUAAAAGCCAUGAAUUAAAAAAAUUACCAAAACAAGAAGUUAACCAAAAUAAAGCAUUAAACAUUCACUACGUUCCUGUGUACACGCAAAAUAGCCGUAUGUCUAAGAAAUCAAAUGCGGCAGAGUUUGAUACAAAGACUACUUCACUAAUAACACUUAAUGUUCAAGAUGAAAGCAUUUCUACAUUACUGAAGAUGCAAAGCGGCAGCUUUGAUUUAUCAAAUAAUGUACAAAGUAAAGACGUGGAAGAUGAUCAAAAUGGAACCACAUACACUGACGGAGAUAUCGAUGAAAUUUUAGGAAAUGAUACAGACGUUACACCAACUGGUGAUGGAUCUCUAGAGAAGCAAGAUGACGUACAUUGUCUUACUCCUGUAAUGGCUGAGGAUCAUUAUUUACCAAUGAGUCCCAGGAAAAGUACAGAGUCCACACAGCUAACAGAAAGUUUGAAAAAUUUAGCUUUGUCAGAUACUGAGGAAAGUCCUUAUGUUGAAAUGACACAAGGUUUGAGUAAUAGCUCUACCCUAUAUGGCUCUUUAGACCGUGAUAAUAGUUUCGGUGAUACACCUUACGAAAUGAUGGUAGCAACAAGUAAACUUGAACCAGUCUAUAUGGAAUUAUGUCAAUUAAAAACUGGCGAAAAGAAACCGGAAAUUAUUAAGAACUCCAAAACUACUAAAAAAGUUCAAGUGAAAAAAUAUCAUGAUAUUAAAACUAUCAAAAAGCAUAAUAAUGAAUAUUUCAAGACGCGCGGGGAAUUACCCGAUAUUCUCAAAGCUUCACAUCAAAAUACUAUUCUCUCAGAUAGUUCCGACGCGGAUGAUGAGGCAUCCAGAGAUUUAGAUAGCCUAGAUACGCCAUGCCAUCCUAGAUUCAGCUUAUCCGAUACUUUUAGACCAGCCUCAUAUUAUUUAGGCGUAUCCCAAAAUGAAUUUCCAGAUAGUUCUGAUAGCGAAAUAGUAUCACCACCUCCUAUUCCUAAAUCUCUACCACCAAAUGAGGAUUUGAGCUCAAACUCCAGUAUAAAUUUGAGUAGAGAAUAUUGCUCUGACGCAGAUUUGCAUUCAAAACAAUCUCACAAAACUAGUCGAAGCAGUUUGCAGGAGCCUAUGGUUAGUAAUAAAUUGAAAUGGAGCAGCGGAGACAUUGACUACACUUGCCUAAGUCGUUAUAGUGUGGACAACAAGUUAUAUAUAGAAGGCGUUAAGAAGCAUGAUGAUUCCAGAACUACAAGCGAUACAGACGAUGCUGUAGGUUCAGAUCAUGAAGCUAAUAGACUAAAACGAAGACCCUUAAGCGAAGAAAAUGUUAGUGAGAUCACGUCCAUCCACAGUACAUUUGAUGAAAUUAUAGAAUCUGUAGACCUGGAUCAAUAUCUGAAGGAUCUUCAAAAUAAUGAGUUUAUGUAUGGAAAAGAAAUGUAUCCAGCACCGUUUGGGUGGCGUGAUAACGAACAAAGUAUAGCACAAGUACCUGAUGAGCAGUAUUAUGAAAACUUAGAAAUUAGAAAUACAGAUCUCUCUACAAAUAGUCAAGGGGUCUUUUAUGACUCUCUAGAGGAAAGAGAUGAUACGAACUCUAAAAGUCAUGUGGUAUCUUUGAGAGAAAAGAAUUUAUCUCUACAUGAUGCAAACUGCGGUGAUAGAGAUAGAACUGAUUGUGAAACAGAUGUAAGAUCGUCUUUAAGUCAUUUGGAUUUGCAACAAGCAACACCUUUACAUAGCCGAAAUAAUAGUAAUAUUUCAGAACAAUCUGCUCCAUAUUAUUAUUCCGAUAUUGCUUCUAGGAUGAGUUCCAAUCAAGAUGUGGCGUCGCCUCAUAGCGAUAAGAGUAAACAAAUAGAAUGUUCUACAAGCGAUAAUCUUAUGGAAGAAAGUAGAUGCGCUUCAAUGGAAUUUUUAAACAAACAUGACAACGUUGACAAACGCAAUAUUUACGAAAGUGAUACUUUAAAACGCAUUAAAUCUGCUAAAGAAGAUUCUACGAGUUUGUUUUUAAAGCACGAUAAGUGCGUAGUACAAGCACAUGAUCAAGGGUUUCAUUUGCAUACUGUAGAUUCGUUUCAAACUUCAUCCUCAAUAGUGGAUAUGUUGUUACAAAGCGUAGGCAGGGAAAAUUUAAUACAACCUCAAGACGAAGGAGAUGUUCCUUGGGAAGAGGAUGCUAUAUGGAGGGAAAGUUUGAGACGGGAAAGUUUAAGACGCGUCAGUGUAAGACACGCUAGAUCUUUGGACGAUCUUGACGGACUUGUCGAUCAAAAGGACUCAAAGCAAAAUAAAACAAAGUCGAGAUUAUCUCGAGGAGUUACUUAUGUCAAUGAUAGCUUAGCUACAAGCAGAAACAAAAGGACUAGGUGUUCCUCAGGUGUUAUUGAGGACGAGUAUGUCCAACUUGCUGUUAACAACGUUAGCGAUGAUGGAGUUUAUGAAACUUUACAAAACCGUCAUAACAAUUUAAAAAGCUUUGAUUAUGUAGAUAGAGAGAAAUUGAGGCAAUGGGAUUGGAUGUCGAGUGGUUUAGUGAAGAAUGACGCUAUUGGGGCGUCCAAAACUGGCGGUAAUACAAUUGGCGGCGGCGCGUCCGAUGAUAAAUCGGUGGCUUUGGCGGAACGGAAAGGUGAAACACAGUUAUCACCGGAUGGGCUCCUUGAAGCGUCUCUCACCAACAAAUUAGGGGUAUACCCAAAAGCAUCAACGCUACCAAUGCGUGCGGUCAGCCCUAGAUUAAGACUAAGUCAAGAAACUUUAUUACAAACGGAUAAAUAUACACAAAAACUUAAUGGAAAUGAAUAUUCAACAACAAAAACUGAUUACGACAAAUAUUAUUCGAGAAAUUUAUAUGACAGCGAUCUGAUAAACUCAGAUCCAAAUAGUGGUAAAUUUAUGUACAAGGAAGAUCAAGACAGGUACGGUAGUAAACAGGGAUUAAUAAGGGACUACGACGCCGAAUAUGGUUCCAGGGAAAUGUUUGUAGACGCAGAAUAUGGUUCCAGGGAUAAUUUAUUGGGCACAAAUCAUGGAGAGUAUGAUAGUAAUUAUUUGAGCAGAACUGGCGAAGAUUGGUCGAGACUGAGAAGAUCAGGAAGUCAAGUCGAUGAUCUCAACUUUAUUGAUCGGGACCAGAUAAAUAGGCAUUUAAAUGUAUCUGCUGGUGAUUUGUUGGGGCGUACACAUGAGGAAUUAGUUCUUCUGUUGAUUCAAUUGAGGAGACAAAAUGCAGCAACAGCAAGAGCGGUCGAGCAGUGUUGCAGUAAAAUACAUCAAUAUCAGAGUCGUCUCGGAAAAUCGAUCGACGAUUCCAAGCAGCGUGAAGAAAACUUGCAAAAAUUAAACGCUCUAAAACACCAUUUGCUCGAGCUGGAGAAGCAGUACGAGAAAGGUAAACCCUUGGUCAAUCUAGUGGACAAUAUGGUCAAGCUGGGAGCUCUUUAUAAAGGAAAUGCUAAACCGACAAACCAACGACAUAAUGGCGGUUAUUUGAAUGAUAAAUUGGAGUUUAAUCAGAGGCUGGAAGAAAGAAGGCUGAUGAAGGAAGAACAAAAAUAUUGGGAUAGUGCUAACGUGGAUGAGCAGCAAUUGCAAAAUAAAAUGCGGCAACUUCAAGAGUAUAGCGACCAACUUCGCGAGCAAUCAAAUACUUUACAAGGACUACGCAAAGAUGAAGAAUCGCUUCGAGGGGCUUUGGCAAGCUUAAAGACACGUAUGCAGCAGGGUCAACAAUUGAAGCAGACUCAUAGUACUAUGAAUUCUGCUGCUGGGAGAGCCGAGUUGCUGGAAAAAGCCAGGGAACAAGAGAGGGCUUUGGAACGAGAACUGACUAAAGUUCGGGAGCUCUUGGUGAAUAAUUCCAAGAAAUUAGAAAAUACGUUGUCCGCGAACUCAAGAGCUGAAGAUGAGUUACGAGUAAUGACUCACAGAUUUCAAGAAUCCAAAACCAAUAACGGUUCUCAACAGCAACUAUUGUUUAUGGGUAACAUGAAUAGCAACACUAAUGGAACUAGCAACAAUCAAACUGAUAGUGUGCCCUAUGCUGGAGGAGCAACAGCCUUACUUGAAUCGGAACUAAGGCGUGUGCAAGAAGUAGUCGGUGACAUCCAAAGACAGAGACAAGAAUUGAGUUUAGCUGUACGUGAGUUGACAGAUAGAUCACAAUAUGUUGAUAGAGAUGUCUUGCCUAAACAGACUUUAACAUCAAAUGCAUCUAUAAAGAAGCGGCCUCAAGCUACAUGGCUAGAAACGGACCUAGAUUUGAUGAUUACAUUGGAACAUGGUAUCAAUAUCGAAAGCGAUGAACAAACAAAAAAUAAUUUAUACAAGAACAUGAUAAACAAUACAACGUCAAAUAAUGGCUGCAAUUUAAAUGUUGAGAGUAGAAAUGUGGAGGAUGAUGAAGAUAGUGGUUCUGAAAACAAAGCUUUGGGAGCCCUGAAUGCAAAUUCUCAGGAGAGAUCGGAAGUAAAAACUGUGCGGAUCGUAAAACGAGAAAGUGAACGAAGACACCGAGAUCGAAAUGAAAAAACUCAAUCAUGGAAUUACACAAGUAAUUUGGAUCAUGUUAUGGAAGAAGAAACAAAUCGUCCUAAGUCUGUUUUUGAAAAUGAUUUAACAUCAAUAUCAUCUUCGAACCAGCAACGACCUUACUCAUACGCACAACAAUACAGUCGCAAUGCAAUAAAUAAUUCCAACUAUCCCUCGAAUGCAUCAACCAGUUUUCUCGGUGUUUCCAAUAACAUAUACACAUCCAAUAAUUAUUCAUCAGACAAUUUAUCAUCUAGAGAUCUACUAAACGAAAAUAAUUUGAUACUUAGUAAAUAUAAUUCCGCGGACCAUUUCUCAUCAUCACAAAAUUUGUAUGGAAAAUCGGAAUUUCCUUCUUCGCAGAAUUUGUAUGGAUCUCGUGAUCUCAAGAAUUUGUCAAAAUGUGAAUCCAUUGUUAGCCUUAGCAAAUCUGCUGAAUUGUCACCAGUUUUCCAUAGUCAAGCAGCUAAAGACAUAAUAAGUACGAUCAAUAUCAAUGAUGUGAAAACUGAAGAUAAAUACAACUCAAAGAGUGAAGUCAUGAUUCAUAAGAGACAAGUGCCUAAAGAGAAGAGGAGACAUUACACAGCUCCAACUAAUGAUAUCAAUAUGAAAGGAGUUGCUAAUAUGGAUGGAUCCUACAGCAAUGGUGGCACCACAGACUUAAGCUAUAGUAAAGAGGUUAGCAGUACUAAUAUUGCUUAUUUAUGUUUUGAUAUACAAUUAACUUUCCUAAGGAAUGGAUGGCAGGCAGGAAGCACGAGUAGUCCCCUCACUACCACCACCACUAGCACAAAUCACCACCAAUCUACUUCAACAAAUAAUAAACCGCCGAAGCCACCGGGCGAUAAUAGAUCGCGCGCCGCCAAUAAACCGCCAGCCGAGACGCACCUAAAAACUCCAUUGAAAAAGUUCGGAAGCGUUUCCGAACAUCCGCCGCCGCCGUCGCCGUCGCGUCUUGUACGAUUAUUCGAUGAAUCUGUAGUUUCGGCCAAAAGGCGUAGUAGCGAUAACUUACCGCCAAGAACUUCCCGUGACGGCGUUUCCGGCGAUAAGCCGCCGUCUCGAACUAAUUCUUAUGCAUCAGAUAAGAGUAGCAUUUCAGUAACUGAUGGCAAAUCACACGUAUACCCUGAUGAUGUCUUUAAUACUAAUAAAGAAUUACAAUUCGCCACCGGGCAAACGCCGCGUAAAAGCCAUGAAUUAAAAAAAUUACCAAAACAAGAAGUUAACCAAAAUAAAGCAUUAAACAUUCACUACGUUCCUGUGUACACGCAAAAUAGCCGUAUGUCUAAGAAAUCAAAUGCGGCAGAGUUUGAUACAAAGACUACUUCACUAAUAACACUUAAUGUUCAAGAUGAAAGCAUUUCUACAUUACUGAAGAUGCAAAGCGGCAGCUUUGAUUUAUCAAAUAAUGUACAAAGUAAAGACGUGGAAGAUGAUCAAAAUGAAACCACAUACACUGACGGAGAUAUCGAUGAAAUUUUAGGAAAUGAUACAGACGUUACACCAACUGGUGAUGGAUCUCUAGAGAAGCAAGAUGACGUACAUUGUCUUACUCCUGUAAUGGCUGAGGAUCAUUAUUUACCAAUGAGUCCCAGGAAAAGUACAGAGUCCACACAGCUAACAGAAAGUUUGAAAAAUUUAGCUUUGUCAGAUACUGAGGAAAGUCCUUAUGUUGAAAUGACACAAGGUUUGAGUAAUAGCUCUACCCUAUAUGGCUCUUUAGACCGUGAUAAUAGUUUCGGUGAUACACCUUACGAAAUGAUGGUAGCAACAAGUAAACUUGAACCAGUCUAUAUGGAAUUAUGUCAAUUAAAAACUGGCGAAAAGAAACCGGAAAUUAUUAAGAACUCCAAAACUACUAAAAAAGUUCAAGUGAAAAAAUAUCAUGAUAUUAAAACUAUCAAAAAGCAUAAUAAUGAAUAUUUCAAGACGCGCGGGGAAUUACCCGAUAUUCUCAAAGCUUCACAUCAAAAUACUAUUCUCUCAGAUAGUUCCGACGCGGAUGAUGAGGCAUCCAGAGAUUUAGAUAGCCUAGAUACGCCAUGCCAUCCUAGAUUCAGCUUAUCCGAUACUUUUAGACCAGCCUCAUAUUAUUUAGGCGUAUCCCAAAAUGAAUUUCCAGAUAGUUCUGAUAGCGAAAUAGUAUCACCACCUCCUAUUCCUAAAUCUCUACCACCAAAUGAGGAUUUGAGCUCAAACUCCAGUAUAAAUUUGAGUAGAGAAUAUUGCUCUGACGCAGAUUUGCAUUCAAAACAAUCUCACAAAACUAGUCGAAGCAGUUUGCAGGAGCCUAUGGUUAGUAAUAAAUUGAAAUGGAGCAGCGGAGACAUUGACUACACUUGCCUAAGUCGUUAUAGUGUGGACAACAAGUUAUAUAUAGAAGGCGUUAAGAAGCAUGAUGAUUCCAGAACUACAAGCGAUACAGACGAUGCUGUAGGUUCAGAUCAUGAAGCUAAUAGACUAAAACGAAGACCCUUAAGCGAAGAAAAUGUUAGUGAGAUCACGUCCAUCCACAGUACAUUUGAUGAAAUUAUAGAAUCUGUAGACCUGGAUCAAUAUCUGAAGGAUCUUCAAAAUAAUGAGUUUAUGUAUGGAAAAGAAAUGUAUCCAGCACCGUUUGGGUGGCGUGAUAACGAACAAAGUAUAGCACAAGUACCUGAUGAGCAGUAUUAUGAAAACUUAGAAAUUAGAAAUACAGAUCUCUCUACAAAUAGUCAAGGGGUCUUUUAUGACUCUCUAGAGGAAAGAGAUGAUACGAACUCUAAAAGUCAUGUGGUAUCUUUGAGAGAAAAGAAUUUAUCUCUACAUGAUGCAAACUGCGGUGAUAGAGAUAGAACUGAUUGUGAAACAGAUGUAAGAUCGUCUUUAAGUCAUUUGGAUUUGCAACAAGCAACACCUUUACAUAGCCGAAAUAAUAGUAAUAUUUCAGAACAAUCUGCUCCAUAUUAUUAUUCCGAUAUUGCUUCUAGGAUGAGUUCCAAUCAAGAUGUGGCGUCGCCUCAUAGCGAUAAGAGUAAACAAAUAGAAUGUUCUACAAGCGAUAAUCUUAUGGAAGAAAGUAGAUGCGCUUCAAUGGAAUUUUUAAACAAACAUGACAACGUUGACAAACGCAAUAUUUACGAAAGUGAUACUUUAAAACGCAUUAAAUCUGCUAAAGAAGAUUCUACGAGUUUGUUUUUAAAGCACGAUAAGUGCGUAGUACAAGCACAUGAUCAAGGGUUUCAUUUGCAUACUGUAGAUUCGUUUCAAACUUCAUCCUCAAUAGUGGAUAUGUUGUUACAAAGCGUAGGCAGGGAAAAUUUAAUACAACCUCAAGACGAAGGAGAUGUUCCUUGGGAAGAGGAUGCUAUAUGGAGGGAAAGUUUGAGACGGGAAAGUUUAAGACGCGUCAGUGUAAGACACGCUAGAUCUUUGGACGAUCUUGACGGACUUGUCGAUCAAAAGGACUCAAAGCAAAAUAAAACAAAGUCGAGAUUAUCUCGAGGAGUUACUUAUGUCAAUGAUAGCUUAGCUACAAGCAGAAACAAAAGGACUAGGUGUUCCUCAGGUGUUAUUGAGGACGAGUAUGUCCAACUUGCUGUUAACAACGUUAGCGAUGAUGGAGUUUAUGAAACUUUACAAAACCGUCAUAACAAUUUAAAAAGCUUUGAUUAUGUAGAUAGAGAGAAAUUGAGGCAAUGGGAUUGGAUGUCGAGUGGUUUAGUGAAGAAUGACGCUAUUGGGGCGUCCAAAACUGGCGGUAAUACAAUUGGCGGCGGCGCGUCCGAUGAUAAAUCGGUGGCUUUGGCGGAACGGAAAGGUGAAACACAGUUAUCACCGGAUGGGCUCCUUGAAGGUUAG